Messenger RNA from Piliocolobus tephrosceles (Ugandan red Colobus), 3518 nucleotides. It is a transcript of the gene CLDN19, whose product is annotated as claudin 19. The coding region runs from base 186 to 842 and encodes 218 amino acids. Gene Ontology annotation, cellular component: membrane; bicellular tight junction. The record is from RefSeq and is a predicted model, not a curated record. The transcript has 3 exons. Lineage: Eukaryota; Metazoa; Chordata; Mammalia; Primates; Cercopithecidae. Gene Ontology annotation, molecular function: structural molecule activity.
GAGUCCAGAGCCACUGCCUUUGCUCCAGCCGCUGCCGCCCCACCACCUCUCCUUCUCUGCCUCUGACCCUCCUUCUCACUGCUCCCCCUGCCCAGUUGCUCCUCCCACCUGGCCAUGACCACAGCCCCUGCUGGGACCCUGGCCCAGCUCUGAGUCCCGGGACCCUCGGUCCCCUCCCCCAGGCCAUGGCCAACUCAGGCCUCCAGCUCCUGGGCUACUUCUUGGCCCUUGGUGGCUGGGUAGGCAUCAUUGCUAGCACAGCCCUGCCGCAGUGGAAGCAGUCUUCCUACGCAGGCGACGCCAUCAUCACCGCCGUGGGCCUCUACGAAGGGCUCUGGAUGUCCUGCGCCUCCCAGAGUACCGGGCAAGUGCAGUGCAAGCUCUACGACUCGCUGCUCGCCCUGGACGGUCACAUCCAAUCAGCGCGGGCCCUGAUGGUGGUGGCCGUGCUCCUGGGCUUCGUGGCCAUGGUCCUCAGCGUAGUUGGCAUGAAGUGCACACGGGUGGGAGACAGCAACCCCACUGCCAAGGGCCGUGUCGCCAUCGCCGGGGGAGCCCUCUUCAUCCUGGCAGGUAUGAAUUUGGCCCAGCCCUGUUUGUGGGCUGGGCCUCAGCUGGCCUGGCCGUGCUGGGGGGCUCCUUCCUCUGCUGCACGUGCCCGGAGCCAGAGAGACCCAACAGCAGCCCGCAGCCCUAUCGGCCUGGACCCUCUGCUGCUGCCCGAGAGUACGUCUGAGCUCCUCCUGCCCUGGCCAGCCCCCCACCCGGUGGCCCCCUCGUCCAGCAUCCAGCCAGCCUCGCAGCACCCUGGGCAGGGCCACUGGGGCAUAGGAUGGGCAUAGGUGCUCUGAGUAGCUUGUCCUCAAUGCAAGCACCCACCUUGCAAUCCGAGACCCAGAUCCUCAGAGAGACCAGAGGCAGGACCCAGCCCCCAGGCACACACAUGGAUGCAGGUCCAGGCACGGUCCUGUCUGCACAGCCUGGUGGGCACCAGCAUGCAUCCCUGGAGACAGGCCCUCAGGCACCAGCCCGGCUGUUUACUCACUGAAGAGCCGCGUGGGUGUCUGUCUGCUAUGUGCUGGGCUCUGGAGUUACAGCAGUGGCCAAGAGGUACCUUAGUACCCAGGUCCUUGGGGUGAGCAGAAACCUUCACCCUCCCCAGUCCCAUGGGCUCCUCACAGCAACCCCACAAGGGCAGUGCCGGGAUGCUGAACGUUCACACGAGGACAAAGAGGGUCUGAGUUUAGGUCUCAGGUUCUUCCAGUGCACCCAGGGCUGGGGGCCACCCACACAGAUGGCUAAGUCGGACCACGGCGCCCCUGCCCCUGGGAAUGGGCCCCAGGCAGGGCUGCUGUGAGGGCCAAGGUCUCGCCAUGCUGGCCAGUACCCAUGUCCGGGCCUGAAUGCACAGCCCCUGUCCCCCGACCCCACAGCUCACUCCACUAACCAGCUCUCUCUCUUUUGACUUUCAGACCAGUUGUUAAAUUGCCCGCCUCCGCCAAGGGCCCCCUGGGUGUGUAAUGUCCAGUCCCCAGCCAGGCUCUGUCCCCUGCCAUACCUAGACUCUGUGUUUCAUAUUUUUUGGAAAGAGAAGUGAACAUCCAGCCCCAAUCAUGGUGUCAUUCAGUCUGUCCUCGGCGUGACUUGGACGGGGCCUGGGUCAGAGUGGUCAGUGCUGACCCCUGGGGCUCUUGGGCAGAAAGAUGAGGAGACAGAGGUCCAGGGUGGGUUACACAGCAUAUCCAAGGCUGAGCAGGAGAUAAUUCAGGGCUCCUACCCCCUGUCUAGGGAACCCCCUCCCAAGCCUGGCCUUGGCCUUGGCUCAAGGUCCUCCUUGAUGGGGACCCCACCCACUCCUGGAGGCUGCCCCUGAGGCCUGGCCCAGCUCUGGGAGCAGGCCCCUGGGUCAGGGAGCCCCUGGUGUGGAAAGAGGCCCCAAGGUAGUAAACCCUGCCCCUGUUCCUGUGCUCCAGAGACCUCCUAAGGGAAGGGACAGUUUCUGGAAGGCCCUCCAGCUGGAUGCUGGGGAUCAGAGAUAGGUGAGGGAACACAGUGUGGGAGCUCCCUAUGUAGAAAAGGGAAUGCGGGGAGGGCGUUAGGAGCUUGCGGGCAUCAGGACUGUCCUGAGCAAGGUCUGCAGCCCCCAGCUCUGCUCACCCCGAAUCCUGCCCCUUGUUUCCACACCUACCAUUCCUCCUCUCCUGAUCCCCAGCAUCCAGCUGAGGUCCAGGGUCUUUUCCUAGAAUCAGAGAGGGGAGGGGACAGCCUGAGGCUGCCCAGAGACUGUGGCUGGAACUGCUUGCUGCACCCAGCAGUACUGUCAGAGUUAGAAGGGCUUUUGGUCUUGAAGUCCAGGUACCAUCCCCCCUUAGUAUAGAGGGGGAAGGGCCGGAGAGGAAUGUAGAGAAACCAGCCCAGGUCAGUCCCAAGACCAGAGUCCCUUGUCCUACAUCUCCCCAAACCGAAGUGUGCCAGCCCCGCCCCUCAUGCUCAGACCUCUCCCACCCCAAACCCUCUCCGGUGUAUCCAAGUCUCUUUGACCACUGCAUAGCAGGCUUCUAGGGAGAGCAUCCAUCACAAAACCUCCCCUUCCCUGCUAUGUACCUUCCUUGGCCAGCCCCAUUCUGGCCUCCUCCACCACCUGCCUUGUGACCACAUCUCCCACCAAGUCCCCAGAUCUCAAGAACGCAGCUGGGCUUCUCCUUCGACCUUGACUGUGAGAGGGAAAGUGAUGGAAACCAAGUCGGAUGAGAUGACUGCCAUGUACACUGCAGUCGAGGGCAGGGGCGGGAGGAAUGACACAAAUGGCAGGGAGCUGCUGGGGGACUGACCCCUCAGCGCCUGGCCUGGCCGGCCCUGCACAUCCACCGGGGCACCACAGGGGCUUGUCCAGCCUCUGGUCAGAGGGUGUGGCCACCUGACUCUAAAUAGGCUCCCCAGAGUCCUGCCCCCCUAACCAUGAAUGAGAACUGCAAGAGUUUUUCCUCUGGGUGCCUGAAGCUAUUGUGCAAUGGUUCCCAACCCCGCGUGCACAUUCGAGUCACCUGGGGGCAAUGCCCAGGCUCUAACCCAGACACUCUGACUUCAUUGGUCCGGGUGGACCUGCCAUCAGAGGUCAGGUAGCUCCUCAGGGGACUGUAGUGUGUGGUCAGCACUGAGGGCUCCUCUAUGAGGCCUCAAGCCCAGGUGACUCUGUGAGGCCUGCAGAGGGAGAAAAGAACCCGUAAGAAAAGAGGUGGAGUCCAGGCACGGUGGCUCACGCUUGUAAUCCCAGCACUUUGGGAGGCCAAGGUGGGUAGAUACCUGAGGUCAGGAGUUCGAGACCAGCCUGGCUGACAUGGUGAAACCUGUCUCUACUAAAAAUACAAAAAUUAGCUGGCUGUGGUGGUGGGCACCUGUAAUCUCAGCUACUUGGGAGGCUAAGGCAGGAAAAUCACUUGAACUCGGGAGGUGGAGCUUGCAGUGAGCCGAGAUCAUGCCACUGCACUCCAGCCUGGGCAACAGAGCGAGACUCCAUC